CCAGAGUCUGGGCUUGAUUAUCUGGUGAGGAGAGUAAGACGUGGCCCACAAGGUUGCUUUUAUCAGCGUCAGAUGAGGAGAGAAGUGAGUGAUGAUAAAAGAUAUGGAGCUGCGAUGACAGCUGUUUGACUGCAGGAGGGAGGGAACACAUGUGAAACAUCAAAUGGGAAACACAGAGGAUGCAACACGCUGGAGAAACAGAGCUACACUUCCACAUAUGCCAAGAAUGAGUGAAAUUCCAACAGAGCUUGAGCUUCAGAUAUCAGUUCAGACACCUGCACAGCCGCAGCCUGAGAGGCAGCUUCAGUCUCCACUGCUGUUUUACCCACAACUCUCCAUCCAAGAUCUGCCUGAACUCCAGCAAGAUCAACAAACCCAGCUCCAGUCUGAACUUCAGCUGUCAGAGUCUCAACCUGGGUAUCAGAACCGAGCAGAGUCAGUGUGGUUAACCCGUCGCGUGCUGCUUCUACUCCUUCUUGGGUUCUCUUUAUGUGCUGCCACUCUUGGUGUUAUGUACUACAUGCAUCAAAAUCUUCAAAACAGGAGUAGUAACCCUGCACAAACUGAGACUUCAUGUCUCUCCCCAGCCUGUCAGAGGGCUUCUGUCCAUCUGACCAUGUCUGUUGAUCCCUUCAAGCAGCCUUGUGAUUACUUCUUGUUCACAUGCAGCUCUGACAGACUUUCAGCAGACAGUGGGGGGAGACAGAGAGGUCAGGGCAUCCCUGGACACCCACAGAACCAGAAAGAAAAAAAUGUUUGGCCAGAGCAAGAUAGGGAAAGAGAAGACAGAGGACUGAGAGAGGAGAAAAUACCAGACAGGAAAACCACUCUGCUGCAAUAUCUCAGAGAGAUUUUGGAAUCAAACAGUGGAUCAGAUGGUACAGCGGUGCAAAAAGCCAAAGGAUUCUACCGUUCCUGUUUAGACACCAAAUCCAUAGAGACUGCUGGAGUAGAGCCAUUCCUGUCACUUAUCCAAAAACUUGGAGGCUGGGCUGUAUCAGGUCAGUGGAAUGAGACUGAUUUCAACUCCACCCUGAGCGUGCUGAUGAGGGACUACAGCACCUUUCCAUUCUUCAACCUGUAUGUGGGCAGAGACCCAAAUGACACUAUCCAUGGGACGAUGAAAAGAUACAUACAGAUUGAUCAGCCAGAUCUGUUGAUCCCGAUUGAAUGGAGCAGCAAGACGCACAAGUCCCAAGCUAAAACUCAGACAUUACGUCCUUUCUUGGCAUCCUGUCAGAGGUACUUGGAACUGUUGGGAGCCCGGCCCAGCAGUAUUAUGAGCCAUGUGGGCAUGUUCAUCGCAUUGUCCUCUGAGUUUGCUGUGGCUGCUUCACCUCUCCACUAUCGCCUGUCGAAAGGACAGCUCUAUCAUCGCAUGACCAUCAAACAACUGCAGAGCCAGGCCCCUGCCAUUGAUUGGUUGAGCUGCCUACAGGCUGCUUUUCAUCCUCUGUCACUUACAGAGGAUGAACCUGUCCUACUGCACAACUUACCCUACAUUGUGGACAUGUCCCGCAUCAUCGUCAGAUGGCUGAACAGACAUGAGAUUAGCACCAGCAGCCCACUUCAUACGUACAUGGUCUUCAAUCUGCUGCACACCAUGAUGCCUGCUCUGGACUCCAGAUUUUCUGAAACAGCAAAUAAUUUGUCCAUGUCACUGGGUAACACAGAAGAGGUAGCUCCUCGCUGGAAACAGUGUGUGUUAGAGACUGAGAGAGGAUUUGACUCAGUUCUUAGAGACAUGCUCAGUGAAAGGAUGGCACACAGAGAGGCAGAGGAGAUUAUUCAAAAUAUUUUUUCCUCUUUCAAAUCCAAAUUGCAUGAGCUCAAGUGGACAGAUCAGAAUUCUCUCCAGAGAGUCUUAUCUAAGGUUCACUCUUUACAUCCAAGACUUUGGACUACAAAAGAGAAAUUAAAUGAGACAGAUCUUGACCUGUUAUUUUCUAAGGUUACUGUCACCACAAAUAGCUUCUUCUCUAACUAUAUCCAGCUACUGUCCCUGUGGCAAAAGAGACGGACUCAACUCCUGAGUCAGAGGACUGAGGAGCCUGAUAUACUUUCUGUCACACCAUCCCUCCAGGAUGAUGAGCUCCUCUUUCCAGUGGGAAUGUUUGUCCCUCCGUUUUUUCAUCCAACCUACCCUAGGGCAAUGAAUUAUGGUGUGUUAGGUUUCCUUAUGACCAGAGAUAUCCUCCACAUGCUUCUACCAGACAUUUACUCUCAGAGUGACACGGUGCAUGCUGUGGGGGAAUGUGUUUGGGCUCACUAUCUCGCUGUGGCAGAAAAUGCAGGAAAAGGAGGGGUGUUUUCUCUCUCAGCGCUGCAGCAGCAGGAGGUCUGGGUGCAGUAUUCUGCACUGCAGAUAGCAUUGCAGGCUUAUCAUCAAAGUCUCAAGAAUCAUUCCAGUGACACUUCAAUCUCAGGACUAUCACACACCCGUCUCUUUCUCACAUCCUUUUCUCUGCUCAAGUGUGACUCAGACCCAUACCGUGAAUUUAUGCCUCUGGAGCCCCCCUUCUUGGUUACAGUCAUCUGUGCCACAACUGACUUGUGUCCCACACAGCUACAAUGCACCAGUAAAACCCAGCAACAUUCAUUAAAAAAGUGCUAAACACACCAAUCUGAAGACCACAUGGAUGUUGUUUUUGUCAAAGACACGGUGCACACUGUGGUUGUUCAUUCACUGUUAUAAAGAUGCUUAUAUAUUCAUAAUAAGAGCAUCUGAAAAUGUAAAACUGGGAGAAAAAUGAUCUUUCUGUCUGUAGUUGUUGAUGUUUGUAUUCCUAUAUAUUGUACAAGAUUUUGGAUGCUCACGUUAUUCAAAUAAAAAUGUAAAAAGUU
This is a messenger RNA of Cheilinus undulatus (humphead wrasse), 2844 nucleotides long. RefSeq names its product Kell metallo-endopeptidase (Kell blood group) (gene kel). Gene Ontology annotation, molecular function: metalloendopeptidase activity. The coding region runs from base 164 to 2614 and encodes 816 amino acids. NCBI's taxonomy places the organism in Eukaryota, Metazoa, Chordata, Actinopteri, Labriformes, Labridae. Gene Ontology annotation, cellular component: plasma membrane. The transcript has 18 exons. The record is from RefSeq and is a predicted model, not a curated record. Gene Ontology annotation, biological process: protein processing.